Molecule: messenger RNA, 1640 nt
Organism: Styela clava
Lineage: Eukaryota; Metazoa; Chordata; Ascidiacea; Stolidobranchia; Styelidae
Product: NF-kappa-B inhibitor-like protein 1
Biological process (GO): negative regulation of canonical NF-kappaB signal transduction
Molecular function (GO): protein binding
Source: RefSeq, a predicted model, not a curated record
AAUAAAUAACUGGCCAAUUAAUUUCAUACCCGAUAUGGACUGGUAACCAAACGAGAGUUCGUGGUUCACUAUAUGAUGAAACUGUCUUAUCAAAUUUCCGUUUCCAUAGGAUGAAUAUGUAAAUCCUAUCCUAAUACAGUAAUACUGUAAUAGGAGGCGCUUAUGAUGGGUUAUAAUAGUUUAGCUUUCUCGACAUACUGACAUAACUCAAUUUAUACAAUUAUCAGAUACUGAAAAUCUUUAUAUAUGCUAGGUAAUUCAGUAAUUAUAAUCAUGAACAGUGAUCAAAGAAAACUUGUGAAAUAUAUUCAGAGCGGUUCAUUGCUAAAAAUCAAAUCCCUGUUGGAGAAAUUGAAUGGAAAAAGAGAACAUAAAUUCAAUCUAGGUUUCAAAAUUGGCGAUUUGAACCGUACGCCACUUCAUAUUGCUUGUCUUCUGGGUGAUGACGCUGUUGUCAGAUGUCUUCUUAAAUAUGGCGCUUCAAGUGAUAGAAAAGACAAAAAUAAUGAUACUCCUGUGCAUAUUGCAGCUCAGUUCAUUUGUGACGAUGGGAAUUAUCAGGAUUACAAACUACUUAUUGAGCCUCUGAUUCAAAAGCAACCUGAGCUUUUGUCACAAAAGAAUAAAAAAGGCAAAACACCAUCUGAAAUUCUUCUACAAGCAAGAGAAAAAUAUAAAAUGUUCUGCAAAUUCGAUCAAGAAGAGGAAGAUCUCGUACAAGAAAAAGCUGAACAGGAGGAAUCAUGGAAUUCUAAACUUCUCCAAGAAACAGAGUCUGAAUAUAAUGAACAAACGAAAGGUUUUUCAUUUUCUUCAAACAUAUCUUCAUUCUCAGAUGACGACUAUCAAAAUUACGAUCAAUGGGCUGGAAGAAUAUUCAGGGAUUAUCAAAGAAAAAAUAUUGGAAUGGAAAACAAGAAAAGGCGAAAAGAAUUUCAGAGCAGAAAACGUAGAGAAGAAUUUGAUGAUGUUUCUGCACAUCUACGUAAAAACAAUAGUGAAUAUGUAUCUCAGGUCAAACGAAUGAAAACGGAAGUUUUGGCACAAAAACGAGAACGUUAUGAAAAGAAGAUGACUUCUCUGAAAUCUCCGAGUGAUGAUAAACUCAGAUUCCGAGAUAUACCUUGGCCUUGUCAAGGCAAUGCCACGGAAAUGGUCGAAGUUUUAUUGAGUGGACAAUCUGUUGAUAGUUCCAGCAAUGAUAGAAAACGUGCAAUAAUAAGACAAUUGGUAUUAUGGCAUCCUGAUAAAUUUGAACAAAAAUGCGGAGAGAGAUUGAGUGAAAAAGAUCGCGAUAGAAUACUUGACACUGUUAAGGCAAUUGCGCAAGAGUUGAAUAAAAAUUUAGAAUCUUUAAAAGCACAAGAAAGUUAAUGAAAGUGAAUUUGUUAGUUUUGUUUUUGAAAACAUAAAAACAGCAAUGCCGUGUGCAUUUUCGAUAUAUCUGGAAAUAAUUCCUAAACAUCGAUCACAUACCAGUAUUUAUUACUGUAUAGCUAUACUGAACAGAAUAUUUGUUAUUGCAUAUAUUGGGUGAAAUAUUUAACAAUAACAAUAACACUUUGUUUCUUGGUAUAUUUUUCACAAUGAUUGACUCCAUUUUUACAAUUAUGGUUUUGUUCACAUUUCAAUUCAACUAC